UGAAAUUCAGUUGUUGGUGGAACAUCAUAUUUGGGACUUGAAGCGAAUGAAUUAAAUAAGUUCACGUCUUUAUAGUUGACUUUAUUUCUUAAUGAGAGGUAGUUGAAUCUGAAAGAGGAAUGGGUUAUCAGUCUUUUGGAAGCCCUCAGAGACCAAAAGGGGCUACCAUGAAGUUUACAUUGAAGGUGAUACUAGUUUUGGUUGUGUGUGCCUGGUUGGUAUACCAAAUCAUGCAUUCUAUGAAUAAGACAGGGAACUACGGCGGUCAAACACAGCAUGUUUUAGGAUAUGGAGCUGUAUUUUUCGGGCGCAAAGGGCUGGACGAAAGAGCUCUUCCCGGUCUGCGAAAUGUAAAUUCUGUAGAAGAUAAAGGGUCAAGUAAUGGCAGGGAUGAUGAUAAUACUGAACAAGAAUCUGUCAAUUGGACAAAUGGAGAAAAUGCAGUGGAAGAUGAAUUAGAAAGUCAACAUAAGGAACCAUCAUCCAGGAAUGGACACAAUGGUUCUUCUCUUGAAGAAUCUGGAAAGGUUUUCAUAGAAAGGAAGUUGGACCAUAAAGACCAUGUCAUUGACAAGUACCAAAAGAUACUAAUAGAAGGUGUUGCUACAAGUAAUAAGAAGGGAGGAGGAGAAGAAGAACUCAAGGAAACUCCAAAUGCUGAUUCAGAUUUCUUGGCAAAGGAGAAUGACAAAGACACCAGGACGCAGGAAAGCGUGGUUGAGCGGGCUAUGGAUGAUGUCUUAAGCUUCCAUGAUGAAAACGGUGUCCCUCCUGAUGGUAAUGAAACUAAAACAGUAGCUCAUGAAGAUAACAUGUCAAAAGUUAGCUAGGGAAUCAGGCUAGGAAAAAUUAAUGCCAAUAAAGUUACAUUUGGAGAAGAUAAGGGGGUUGAAGUGAGACUCUGGAAGGACAAGAGAAUAAUGCUGCAGCAGUUGAAGAAUUUAACUCUCAAGCCUUUACUCAUGGUGAUAUUUCAGGCAUCAAGGACCGACCAGUAAUAGAAAGAGGAGAUGGUAAAGUUUUAUGACAUUAUGGAUCUGUUCCAUACCAUUGUAAAUUGGAGUGCAGGAAAGGCAUGUUCUCAUUUGUUUGAUAAUACAGAGAACCGUAGAGGAGAUCAAUUGCUAGGUAAUAUUAGCUUUUGGCAAUGUAAUGUUACAGAUAUUUUGUAACAACAAAGCAUUCAUGGUCUUGUAAUUUGCAAGUUGUAAUGGAACCCUUUUACAUGCUAUGAUCAA
This is a messenger RNA of Arachis duranensis, 1238 nucleotides long. RefSeq lists its product as uncharacterized. NCBI's taxonomy places the organism in Eukaryota, Viridiplantae, Streptophyta, Magnoliopsida, Fabales, Fabaceae. Bases 120 to 830 code for a protein of 236 amino acids. The record is from RefSeq and is a predicted model, not a curated record. The transcript is spliced from 2 exons.